Messenger RNA from Carassius gibelio (silver crucian carp), 743 nucleotides. RefSeq names its product histone H2B. Bases 1 to 375 code for a protein of 124 amino acids. Lineage: Eukaryota; Metazoa; Chordata; Actinopteri; Cypriniformes; Cyprinidae. The transcript has a single exon. Gene Ontology annotation, cellular component: nucleosome. Gene Ontology annotation, molecular function: DNA binding; protein heterodimerization activity; structural constituent of chromatin. The record is from RefSeq and is a predicted model, not a curated record.
AUGCCUGAACCAGCGAAGUCUGCACCCAAGAAGGGCUCCAAGAAAGCGGUCACUAAGACCGCCGCUAAAGGAGGAAAGAAGCGUAGAAAGUCCAGGAAGGAGAGCUACGCUAUCUACGUGUACAAAGUGCUGAAGCAGGUCCACCCUGACACCGGCAUCUCUUCGAAGGCGAUGGGGAUCAUGAACUCUUUCGUCAACGACAUCUUCGAGCGCAUCGCCGGUGAGUCGUCUCGUCUCGCUCACUACAACAAGCGCUCCACCAUCACCUCGAGAGAGAUCCAGACCGCCGUGCGUCUGCUGCUGCCCGGAGAGCUGGCCAAACACGCCGUGUCUGAGGGCACCAAGGCCGUCACCAAGUACACCAGCUCCAAGUGAAGCGUGAUCUGACUCCCGACAACCCCAACGGCUCUUUUUAGAGCCACCCAUUUCAUCACUUAAAGAGAUUGUAGUGUUGAAAAUGUGUCUACUUCGUUAUAACGAAGCAAAGCUAACUUGGGGUCUUCUGGGGGGAAAAGCAGGCUUCAGAGAACCAAUGGACACUGUGUUGUCUUAAAAUUACUGAAGCUGAAAUGCCACCAUGUUCCGUACAUGUGACGUUUUAUGUCAUCUUUGUUUCUCUUUUUACCCCCGAUCCAAACCGAGACCCACCCGCUGUUUGUUUCAGUAAGAGUUGAGUUAGUUUGCACGGUGCGCCCACUGCGUUUGAAAAUUGACGGUGGGGAAGAAUAAAAAGACAAAAACAA